Molecule: messenger RNA, 3173 nt
Organism: Catharus ustulatus (Swainson's thrush)
Lineage: Eukaryota; Metazoa; Chordata; Aves; Passeriformes; Turdidae
Gene: MCAM
Product: melanoma cell adhesion molecule
Exons: 15
Coding region: 16-1857 (613 amino acids)
Biological process (GO): angiogenesis
Cellular component (GO): plasma membrane
Source: RefSeq, a predicted model, not a curated record
CGGCCGGCGGCGGGCAUGGCUGGGGGGCGGCGGCCGGCGGGGCUCGCCCUGGGCUGGGGCUGCUGCCUGCUGCUGUGCUGCGCUGCAGCCAGCAAGCUGGAGAUCUCCAUGCCAGCUGAGCUGGAAGUGGAGUUCGGGGGCACAGCCAGGAUUGAGUGCAACUUCCACAUCCCUGAAAAUGCUUCCUACUCCUACAUCGACUGGUUCUAUGUGGACCGCGGCGACAAGCAGGUGAGGCUGUACCACAUCACGGCCAGCGAGGUCGUGGAGGACAGCACAGACUACAAGAACCGGGUGUCACUGGGGCAGGACAAGGCCCUGUCCAUCAGUCCAGUGACAGUGCAGGACGCCAGGACCUUCGUGUGCCAGGUUGCAGCUGGCAGCUACGGCGUGGGCGAGAGCAGCACUGAGCUCAGAGUCUACAAGGUCCCCCAGACCCCGGAGAUCGUGCCCAACUCAGCGGGCAUCCCUGUGAGCAGCGCUGAAAUCUCAGAGAUUGCCAGGUGCGAGAGCAAAAACGGCUUCCCUCUUCCCAACAUCACUUGGCACAAGAACGGGGAAGAGCUGCAUGCCGAGGAGAACCAGGUGCAGAUCCAGAUGACGGUGACGCGCGAGUCCAGCGGGCUGUACACGGUGAGCAGCAAGCUGCUGGCGUUCGUCACGCGCGAGGAUCGCCUGUCCCGCUACCACUGCACCGUGCACUACUUGGUUCGGGGCCAGAGCCAUACCCUGAAGUCAAAGGAGGUCAAGGUCGACAUCUUCUACCCUGUGGAGACCCUGAAGCUGCAGGUGGUGCCAUCCUCGGCGCUGGUGAAGGAAGGGGACAAUGUGACACUGGUCUGUGAGGCUGAUGGGAAUCCACAACCUAUCUUCAGCUUCUUUAAGAAAAACCUGGAUGAGUGGCAGGAGCUGACAGACUCCGACGGCGGGAUCCUGAACCUGCGCGAUGUGAACAAGAGCAGCAGUGGCAGAUACAUGUGCCAGUCCCUGGACCUGGAGGCUGAUAUGUCACAGAAACAGGACACUGUGGAUCUUGUUGUGAACUACAUUGAAGGGGUCCAUGUGAAGAUGGAGCCGUCCUCAACUGUUCGUGAAGGGGAGAGUGUGAAGCUGAUCUGUGGUGCCCAGAGCCCUGUGGACCUGCAGUACCAGUGGAGGGAUGAGAAGGGCAAGGAGGUGGGUGUUGGGAGCCAGCUCACCCUGAGAAACCUCACCUUCGAAACCUCCAACACUGUCAGCUGCAAGGUGAUGGCCCCGAGCGUGCCGGGGCUGGAGCAGAGCAAGAAAGUGUCUGUGGCUGUCGAAGGGAAGCCCCGCAUCGUGGCCAUCAGCUCCCCGCUGUACGUGCGCCAGGACGAGAUUGUCAACCUGACCUGCAAGGCCAUCGCCUUCCCCCGGCCCAAUUUCCAGUGGAGCAUCAAUGGCACGACUCACGAGUACACGGACAAGCAGCACAUCGCCAGCAACCUGACGGUGCGGGUGAGCCACGACCUGCUGCAGGCAGGAGCCAUGUGCCGGGUGUCCAACAGUCUGGGUGUCAGUGAGAAGCACAUCCAGCUGGUGGAUCAAAAGUCAACAGCAGAGAGCCAAGGGGUGAUCAUCGUGGCCAUCAUCGUGGCCAUCCUGGUGGUGGCUGUGCUGGGCGCUGUCAUCUACUUCCUGCACAAGAAAGGCAAGAUCCCGUGUGGCCGUGCUGGGAAGCAGGACAUCACAAAGCCAGAGGCCCGUAAAGACAAGAUUGUAGUUGAAGUUAAGUCAGAUAAACUUUCCGAAGAGGCGGGGCUGCUGCAGGGCGCCAACGGCGAGAAGAGAGCCGCAGCUGACCAGAGCGAGAAAUACAUCGAUCUGAGAAACUAGAGCGGAAACCUCCUAAGUGCUUUCUUCCUUCCAACCUUUCCUGCUCUUGGAUUGCCUUCUCCCACCCCUGCUCCAGCCCCUGGGGAGCACGGCCAGAGACCCCCCGUGUGUCACCGUGCUGGGCGUGCAGGGGACACCUCCCUGACUCACCUGGCCAUUACCUCAGCCCUGGGCUUGCAGGUGUUGCCUUAUCAGCCAAGCUGGACUCGCUUUACUACUCCAGAGAAGCCACAGCAAUAUUAGGAAGAACUAUAUCCCAUUAAUCCCUACUUGGUGGAAGGAUUUGAGGCUUUCAGGUAAUCUGUGCUGUACGUGUUGUGGGAAGGUUUUGAUGCGUUCUUUUUACCCUGACCUUGCUCAGAGAGGCUGGUGAAAUUUGGUUUUUUGGGAUGUCUGAGGCACCUUAGCUGUAGUGGGUGCAGGUUGGAGGAGAGAGGAGUGGAAGGGAUGUGUUAGAGAAGUGUUUGCAGCUCUAAGAGGUUCUGAGUGCUUUGCUUUGUCUUUGAGUGUGCCUGGGUCAGUGCUGUGAUCCCACAGGAGGAGAGGACCUGGCAGAGCAAGGAAGGGGAGCCAGUGACCACAAAGGCUUUGGGGUGUGUGCUUUGGAGCCAGUGCCCACAAAAGCUUUGGGGUGUGUGCUUUGGAGCCACUGGCCACAAAGGUUUUGGGGUCUGUGCUUUGGAGCCAGUGGCCACAAAGACUUUGGGGUGUGUGCUUUGGAGCCAGUACCCACAAAAGCUUUGGGAUUUGUGCUUUGGAGCCAGUGCCCCCAAAGGCUCAGGGCUGUGUGCUUUGGAGCUGUGCUGACCCGAGGGACAGGGCUCCCCUCUCCCCUCUGAACUGGGUUUGGUGCAGGGACACUGCCCCAGCAGGACCCCACAGACUGAAAUUCAAUAUUUGGGCCAGUCAGUGACGUCUCAGGGUUUUUUGUGCUCAGCCCCAGGUCCAGCUCCUCUCUGUGCUUGGCUGGCACCUCUGGCCCCACGGGGAGGGGGGAGAUGGACAAGAACCUGCCCGAGCUUCUGUGCCAGCCCUGCCCUGGCUCACCCUGAGGGACCAGCCCCUCCUGCCUGUCCCUCACCUCCUCUGAGCUCUGCUGGCCCCUUUGUCCCCUGGCUGUCCCAGCCCUGAGCAGAGGGAGCCAUCCCUGCCUGCUACACGUGGUGUCUGAGCAAAAGCUUUGGUUUAUAUAUAUUUUUGUUGGAUUGUGUGUACAUUUCCAGGAGUUUUAUUUUUCUUUUUGGUUUUUUUUUGUCCGAUACUUGCAAAGUUUUUUUUUUUAUAUAUGUGAAAAUAAAGUACGGAUUCAAAGCUGA